AUGAGUACCGGGGCGAUCAUUGGUUUUGAUAAUAUGAAUUGCUUCUUCAAGCUGGAUUUGACGGUGCAGAGUUCUUUUACUUCUUCGAGCCAAGGAGAUCACGUAUGGCAUGCUGAUGUGUUAGAGGUCAGUGGAAGGUGGGAAGGCGAGGUUGGCGACAGUCUACUUGUUCUCCUCACCUACUAUGAUGAGAAUUAUAUCAGCAAGAAAUUGGAUUUCGAGCCGGACAUGCUAAGGUCUGCUAGGCCUUGA
This is a messenger RNA of Prunus armeniaca (apricot), 252 nucleotides long. The record is from the annotation of a GenBank genome assembly. Lineage: Eukaryota; Viridiplantae; Streptophyta; Magnoliopsida; Rosales; Rosaceae.